GGAGGAUUAUAAGAGGUUUAGAGAAAGAAGACAAAAACGAAGGUCUUCUUGUUUAGUUGCUGGGAAGAGCGACUAAUAAGAUAUUCAAGAUUUUCAGACAAUAUCAGGAGGUUGCACACAAACAAAAAGACGUCCCUGAAAUGGGCGAAUAUCAAUUACACCAAUCUCGUAAUUUGAGUGUCAAUCAGACCCUUGAUGAGAUUCUGGGAAUCAGUAGAAAAUCAGAAACAACCACAACAUCAAGUGGCUCAAGUGGAGCUGAAAAGAAUGCAUUGAACUCUCCGAUCCGGCCACCAACAAGACAUGGUAGAGAAUCAUCGGGAAGCAAUGAAGAAAAUAAAGAUCCGAUUCAACUGGAGAAUGGAAAUGGAUCAACAUUGAGCUUUCUAACAUCUUCUUCAUCUGCUACGUCAUCAACUGCUGCUAGACGAAAUUCAGAUGAUGAUUUUAUAAAGAAAUUAAAUGAUAUCAGGCGUCGCUCAUUGAUUUCUACAAUGGAUGCAACAUCUACACCAACUACAUCUGUUCCAAUUCAUUUUGAUUCUCCGAGACGAGAGUCUCGUCCUUGUCUCGAAAUUCACGUAGAAGAAUCGCCAGAAGAACUUUCAACGCAUGCUGUAGAGAUCACCGAGUUUCAUAGAGACUUGUCGGAAAAUUCAUUGGGUACAAGUACAGAUCAUGAAGAUCCGAGUCUAACCUUCAGAGUGGAUAAAGAAUUGGAACAAUCUGAAUCUAAGAAGACAACUAAAAGGCCUGCAAGUGGAGUUAAGAAAACACUGAAAGCUUCGAUUUCUAUUGAUGCUCCGAAACCAAAACCUCGACCUCGCCCUCAGACCUCAGCAAAUUUGUCUACAAAAACAAUCAAAGACAAAGAUCAAGAGAUGAUGCAAAUGUCUAUGUUCGGGUCCAAGUUAAAUAAACCUUCUGAUGCUCAUCACAAGGAAUGGCUUCAGAAGAAGGAAAGAGAAAUUCGGGAGAAAAAGGCAAAAGAGAAAGCUGCAGCAGAGCAGAAAGCUGCAACGGAGAAAGAACGUCGUGAAAACUCUGCAAAGUUGUAUCAAAGAUGGGUUCAGGAUCAUGAUAAAAAAGCGAAGGAAUUAAAAUCGAAGAAAACUCAACAAGAAAGGAAAAAAUCUGAAAAUGAGAAAACAACGCAAGAUCAGAAACUGAAAGAAGCUGAAAAGAAUUAUGAAAUGUGGAAGCGGGAACGUUCGAAAUCUGUAACAGAUAUCAGAAAGAAACUGGAGCAAGAAGAAGACAAGAAAAGAAAGAAAGAGGAAGAAGCUAAAAAUGAAAAGAUCAAAGAAGCACAGGCAGCUUUUCUAGCAUGGAAACGGAAAAAGGAAGAACUAUUGAAUGAAGAAGCUGAAAAGUUGAAAAAGGAACAAGUUCAAAAACAAUUGGAAGAAUCUGAAAAAAUGACAAGAUUGUCGUUGGCUAAUGAAGCAUACGAAACAUGGAUUGAAUUGAAAGAAUCGGAACGAGAGUUUAUUGCCGAUUUUGUGCUUAUUGAAGCUCCGCCGAUUCCAUGGCUUCCACCGAGUAAUUUGAUUCCAAGGCAAUUCGUGAGAUCGUCGAAUGGAAAUCGUCUUCGCGCACGGUCUCAAUCUGCUAAAUCCAUUGCAAAACGAUCGAGAAGUCGUCCUGGCACUACAACUUCUUUGCGCCCAUUUCGUUAAACUGUGAUAACGAAUUCUAUGAAAUCAAUAAACUUAUGUUCUUUCAA
Molecule: messenger RNA, 1726 nt
Organism: Caenorhabditis elegans
Lineage: Eukaryota; Metazoa; Nematoda; Chromadorea; Rhabditida; Rhabditidae
Gene: maph-9
Product: Protein maph-9
Exons: 10
Coding region: 141-1679 (512 amino acids)
Biological process (GO): mitotic cytokinesis; spindle assembly
Cellular component (GO): axoneme; cilium
Source: RefSeq, marked reviewed